GUGGGCUGCGGGGCGGGCGUCAGCGUACGGGGGGGAGCGAGGCGCUUCAGCGCUGCGAACGAGGGGCAGAGCCUGGCCUGCGCCCGCUUCAGCGGCUGCGCGCCUUCGGCGGGCUCGGGCGGUGCGGCCGAGUGGCGGGAGUCGUGAGUGUGGGGACUGGAUCUGCGCGUGGCCCGCGCGGUGUCGGUGCCGCGAGCGGCGCUCACGGCCGUUGGGCUCGGCGCGGGCAGCCAGAGAGCGCGGUGCCGCUUCCCGCCCGCCGUAUCACCCGCGGUGUGUUUGUGUCGGCAGCGGGGCCUCGGGCGGAGCGCCCUCCCCGCGGCCCGGUCCCUGCUCGCGGCGAGGCAACAGGCGGGGGCCUGCACGGCGGUGAGACAACAUGAGCCGAGAUUUUAAACCCGGGGACCUCAUCUUUGCCAAGAUGAAAGGUUAUCCGCAUUGGCCGGCCAGGGUUGAUGAAGUUCCUGAUGGAGCAGUGAAACCUCCAACCAAUAAAAUGCCUAUUUUCUUCUUUGGCACCCAUGAGACGGCAUUUUUGGGACCAAAAGACAUCUUCCCAUACUCUGAAAACAAAGAUAAAUAUGGAAAACCAAACAAAAGAAAGGGUUUUAAUGAAGGGCUGUGGGAAAUUGACAACAAUCCGAAAGUCAAGUUCUCUCAUCAACCGUCCCAUCCAGCUGUUAACACAUCCAUCAAAGAAACUAUUCAAGAAAGCAGUCAAGAGGCUGCAGAGGGGAGUGAAGAAAAAUCAGGAGCCAAAAGGAGAAAGCCAUCUAUCCCCAAAUUAUCCCCUAAAGGGGAUAACAAUUUGCCUGCAGAAGCUGAAGCAGAAGAAAAAGAGAUGCAUACUACAAAGGAAGAUGAUAUACCUUCUGAGAAAAACGGCAAAGAAGGUGUGGUGAAAACAAGUGAUGCGUCUAUUCCCAAAGUUGCUAGAAGAGGAAGAAAAAGAAAGGCUGAAAAACAAGUUGACUCUGAGGAAGCAGCAGUAGUGGCAACAGCAGCAGUGGUAGCAGCAGCAGCAGCUCCUGUGACUGUAUCUCCAAAAGUAAGCCCCAAAAGAGGAAGACCAGCAGCUUCUGAAGUAAAAGUUCCAAAACCGAGAGGGAGACCCAAAUUGGUGAAGCCACCUUGUCUUUCUGAAAGUGACCUUGUUAAUGAGGAGGAGAAAACAAAGAAAAAAGGACCAGAUGAGAAGCCUAAAAAACAAGGGAAGAAGGAUGAGGAAGGUCAGAAGGAAGAGGAAAAACCAAAGAAGGAAUAUGAUAAAAAAGAUGGAAAGAAAGAGGCUGAACCAAAAAGGAAAAAUGCUGCAAAACUGGGUUCUGCAUCAGCUUCUGAUUCUGAAGAUGAGGGGGGAGAAGAAGAAGGUGACAAGAAGAAAAAAGGGGGAAGAAGCUUUCAGUCAUCUCAUAGAAGAAACAUUAUGAGAGGCCAGCACGAGAAAGAGGUGACAGAAAGGAAGCGUAAGCAAGAGGAUCAGGGAGAAAGUGAACUCUGGAGCAUACACCAUCAGACAAAACAAGGAAAAAAGAUAAUAAUUAUUAUUCUGAUCUGGUGCUGCAAAGCCAGUUGACUGAUACCAAGAGCACUCUGCAAUCAGAAGAUAAAUUAUCACAAAUGAACCAACCUAAGAGUGAAGAGAAGAUCCUGCCACGAACUUGGGGGGAGGGGGCAGGGCAAUAGGAGGAAAUUGACUCAUUCUCAAGACCUGUCCUGCAAAUGGGUGAAGAAGCUAUUACUACACAAGCAUGAUGUUUCUAUCCCCACAGUUUGUGGGAGGGCAGAAGAAAGGGAGAAAAAGGUAAAAACUCUUGAGAAACAGGAAGAGGAUAAUGGUCCCCCUUGUUCAUAGCUACGCAGUUCUGCUUUUUCUGACAUAGCAACAAGAUUCUUGUUUGGGUUUUUUGAUCCUCCUGCCCUUUCUUCUCCUCCUCUUCCUGUCACUCCUAUGGAAAACUAACAUAAUUAUUUAUCUGCCCAUAGAAAACCUAAGCAUUUCCAACUCGAGAGAUAGGAAAUUGUUCUCAGCAUUUCUUCUUAAUAUACCACUGCUUAAACCUGACAUAAACUGAUUUCUGCAGUCAACUGUAAUGUAUUGAUUUGGUUAUAGUAAUCAAGUCUCUAGUUUUAAAUAGCUUUUGAAUUUUAUGUACUGGAAAAUACAUAGAGCUUAGUUUAAGAAAAAAUGGGAGUAGUAGAUAAUUUUAAUAAAUGCAUAAUGGAUUGUAGCUGAUACCUAAAAGCACAAGGCUCAAUACUGAUGAAAAGAAAAAGCACUUCUUUUUUUGUGCUGCUUUCAAUUAUUCUAUUAAUACACUGAAUAUAAACCUAUCCUCCUUUGGUUAUCUUUCCCAUGUUUUAGUCUACUUUUUCUUGUAUCUGUUAUGACUACUGGGCUAGUAUUUAUGGAAGUUGUAACAGUGCUUUGUACAAAAGGCAUUACCUGUGCUACCAGUUGAAGUAAAAUAGCCUAAUGUACAUUAACAUAGUUGUCUGUAACUCGAUGGAGUUUGAAAGGAAAGGCAGAAGAUGUAGAUUUGAAGAUUUUUACGGAUGCAUGCUGGUAUUUAUUCAUGGCAUUCUGAAAUACACAGAUUAUGAAAUAAGGCUUUUAAACCUGUCAGUAAGACGGGAUUGAGAAAUUCUAAAUUGAAACAGGGUUAAUAAUCUUCUCUGAAUAAAUAAAAAGUUACAAAGCUAGGCUGAAAGAUUUUUGCUUGUCUCCUUUUUUGAGAUGGAGAUAAGCUGGGGCUUAUCUCACGGAAAACUUGACUUUAAUGAGAUAAUUAGAAAAAGAGCCAGGAAUAUUUCUGUCGAGGAGACUUAAAUUAUAAAUGAUACAGUAGAGGUCAGUUUUAGGAUACAUGCACUGCAGUAGCUACCUAAGAGAGUUGCAUUUGAACCAGUUAUAGUAAACUUAAAAUCAAAUGAUCUAUAGUUUUUCCAUACAGUGAUGUUAAACAGUAGUGAAAUUCUUUUUUUGGUCAUCUUAAAUAUUUUUUCCUGUAUAAAUAAGGUUUGUUCAGUGCCGCUUCAACAACUUCUUACAUGCAGUUUACAAAUGUUACUUGUUUCUCUAAACUUUUAAUUUUCUGCUUUUGGGGAACCUUGUGAGAUUUAACAGCAGUAUGAUGUCAAAGUAAAAAAUAAAUAAAUACAUCAUUUUAUUUCAGUCUCUGAAAACUAGGGUUUAACUCAUGGUGUUUUUUGCAUGCUAAUGUUUUGAGAUACUAUCUCUUUAAAACAUAGUCUAAAAUGUGGAGGGAAAAGAGGCUGAAGA
This is a messenger RNA of Coturnix japonica (Japanese quail), 3283 nucleotides long. RefSeq names its product PC4 and SRSF1 interacting protein 1 (gene PSIP1). The record is from RefSeq and is a predicted model, not a curated record. Lineage: Eukaryota; Metazoa; Chordata; Aves; Galliformes; Phasianidae.